Messenger RNA from Paramisgurnus dabryanus, 4636 nucleotides. NCBI's taxonomy places the organism in Eukaryota, Metazoa, Chordata, Actinopteri, Cypriniformes, Cobitidae. The record is from RefSeq and is a predicted model, not a curated record.
UUGGGAUCAGUAUCACACCGAUGAAGGCUGUGGAGUUUCCUGUAUAAAACGCUUCAUUAAACACAGAGUUUACUACAGACUAAAUGGAGAUUUAAUUUACACGCAUUUUAAUAGUUUUAAAUCUCUCGUUGGAUGGUUAUUUACUUGGUACGCUACAAAUAACUGGAUUUUAAACUGCCCGGCUCCUGUUGGUGGAGCUGAUUUUAUUUCCUCGGCAUGUCCCGUCCAUCCGAUCCGUUACCGAAAACACGCCAUGAAAGAAUGAAAGAUACGAAUCAAAAGAACAAAGAGAAGGAGCGGAUGAAGGCUCGGGAGAAAGAGACAAAAGAGCGUGAGGCGCGUUACAGCAAUGGUCACCUGUUCACUUCCCUCAGCGUGUCUGCUACCACACUGUGCUCUGCCUGCAACAAGAGCAUUACUGCAAAAGAGGCCCUCAGCUGUCCCACUUGCAAUGUGACUAUCCACAACCGUUGCAGGGACACACUGGCCAACUGUGCCAAAAUGAAGCAGAAGCAACAGAGGUUGGCGCUGGUCAGAAACGCAGCAACUUUGCCAAACGUGGCCCUCCGCACCAAAAACCCGAUAAUGAAGGAGAGGCCUAGUUCAGCAAUCUAUCCGUCAGAGACACUAAGACAGUCUCUACUUGGUUCCCGUAAAGGACGCUCCACUCUGUCCCUCAACAAGAGCAUUUCCACAAAUAACUUAGCGGGGAGUCUGAACGAUGACUCUCCUCUCGGACUCCGGCGGAUUCUCUCUCACUCCACAGACUCUCUGAACUUUAGAAACAGAGCCAUGUCAAUGGAGUCCCUCUAUGAUGAAGGAGAGAUGUAUUACGCAUCAAUGCUGGAGGAGUUGAAGAAGGAUGGGAAAGAUUUUGAGGCAGACUCCUGGAGCCUAGCUGUGGACUCAUCUUAUCUGCAGUCUCAUCGCAAAGACGUCAUCAAAAGACAAGAUGUUAUAUAUGAGCUCAUUCAGACAGAGCUGAACCAUGUGCGGACGCUGCGGAUCAUGGAUGGGGUUUAUCGCAGAGGGAUGCUGGAGGAAGUGUUGUUAGAGAUGGGUGUUGUUCAUGCCAUUUUCCCCUGCUUGGACCAGCUGCUGUCUAUUCACUCACACUUCCUGAACCUCCUGCUGACACGAAAGAACCACAGCCUGGCACCUGGUAGCACCCGCAACUUCACCAUCCAACAACUGGGAGAUAUUCUGGUGGAGCAGUUUUCAGGUCAGAAUGCAGAGGAGAUGAGAAAGUGCUAUGUGGAAUUCUGCAGUCGACACCUUAAAGCUGUCAAGCUCUACAAGGAGCUGUUGGCCCGGGAAAAGAGGUUCCAACAAUUCAUACGGCGAGUGGGCAGGGGUUCUUUACUCCGUCGUCAUGGUGUUCAAGAGUGCAUUUUACUUGUCACUCAGCGUAUCACUAAAUACCCUGUGUUGAUCCAGCGCAUAUUAGACAACACUAAAGGUAGUGAAGAGGAGACUAAGUCUAUGGUUCACUCUUUGACUCUGAUCCGGGAGCUGCUGCGCUCUGUGGAUCAGCAGGUUCAGGAGUUGGAACGAGCACAACGGCUGCAGGAGAUCCAGUCCCGUAUGGACCCGCGGGCUCAGACAGGGGUUAAGGGUGGAGGCGUGUUUCGUGGAGGAGAGCUGCUCCGCCGCAGACUGGUUCACGAAGGAACAUUGCUGUGGAAAACUGCUCAGGGAUCCAGACUCAAAGAUGUGCAUGUUUUGUUAAUGACAGACAUCCUGGUGUUCAUGCAGGAGAAAGACCAGAAAUAUAUUUUUCCCUGUCUGGACAAACCAGCAGUGCUGUGCCUACAAAAUUUGAUUGUAAGAGAUAUAGCCAAUCAGGAGCGAGGAAUGUUCCUAAUCAGCCAUUCCACGCCUCCAGAGAUGUAUGAACUACAUGCCUCCUCCAAAGAUGUCAGAAACUCCUGGAUGAAGAUCAUUCAGCAGACAGUGAGCAAUUGUCCUUCAAGGGAUGAUUUUCCUCUGAUUGAGACUGAGGACAAAGCUUUGCUUCGCCGGCUUAGAGCUGAUAUCCAGCAGAAGGAUCGUGAAGUUUUAGAGCUGCUACAAGAGCGUGUGACACUCUUCUCUGAUCUAGCAGAGGUCACUGGAGGUCAAAAUGUUACCCUUCCUACAAACUCCAGAAAUGUAUUUCGAGCAGAUACGCCCUACGCUCCCCAGGCUGAAAGCUUACUGAAUGAUGCCAUCUCUGAAGUGGACAGACUGAGUGAGGUGCUGUUGGAUUCCAACAAUGACCGUCGACAGUCCUGCAGGCUAAAUGGUGAACAGACAGAGACACCGUUGAUCUCGAAAACUACAGAUGGAGUGAAUUCAGUUAACGGGACUCGGGAUAUGAAGAAACAAUCACACAAGGACAGGAAUGGGAACCAACUACUAGACAAGACAUUAAAUGAGGAGGUGUGCCAAAGACUUGUAAACCUCAGCACUCAGCUGCAUGCUCUACAGGCUGCAGUGAUCAAACAGGACUCGUUCCUCGAACUAUACAUGCAGGAGGACUCAAAUCAUGCUACAUCAGCGCACACUAUAUCCCGGGACACACCGCCAGAAGGGGGCGGUCCAGUGGGUACACAGGAAGAUCUGGUACAGCUGCAGCGCAAAUACAACCUGUUACAGGAGGAAGUUAUACGACUGCGUGCCAACCAGGACAAAAACAACAAAGCACAAAAUCAGCUAGAUAAACAAUUUCAAAAGCUGCGUGUUAAAGACACGACGGACGGCAGAGACACGCGUGACCUAUUGACCUCUAAGGAAACAGUAGAUCAGUUAGACAGGGUACAGGAGGGUGGAGAGACGGCCACAUCACCCCGGGCUGACAGUCCCAGAGAUCUGCAGGAUAUCCCAGAGGAGAGUGAGUGUGGGACUGAAGUUCACAGUUAACAUCAAAUCAACCUGAAGACCUCUCCACUCAUUGACAAAUUAUGUAAAAUAAUGUUUAUGCUAUUACAUUUAAUAUGAAUGUAGCUUAGAACAGCUUUGUAUUUUUAGAUGAUUGUGUUUAAUUUAAAUGGUGUUGUAUUUUUUGAUGUUUGAUGAAAGAAUUGAAUACUUGAUUACAGGUAAAAGAAGUUUGUAAAUGCUUUGGCAUUACUUGGAUUUCUGCAUUGAUUACUCAUAAAAUGUGCUCUGAAUGUUAUAAUUGUAGACAAACACACCACUAAAUUGAUAACAGAUUGUCAAUUGUCCUCCUUUAGCAGUAAUAACCUCCACCAAAUGUUUCCUGUAGCUGAUUGUACCGCCGUGGCUGAAAGUUUUGAGAAUGACACAAAUAUAAAGUCUGCUGCUUCCAUGUUUUAGAUCUUUUCAGGCGUCACGAUGGUAUACUGAAGUACAAUUACAAACAAUUUUAAAGUUUCAAAGGCUUUUAUUGAAAAUGACAUUAGGUUUAUGCCAUGACCGUCGGAAGCAAAAAAUAGUAGAUGCCAUUUUCUUGUAUUCUGGUGCCUUUUGAUUAAACAAUUGCUUGUAUAGCCUACAAGUUUUGUUUAGUUUGUAGUGUAUCGUCCAGAUUUGAGGAAGCAGCAGCAAUGAAGUCAAGGUUGUAGUUAAAACGCGGAGCGGAGUUUAAUUUAUUAGGGCUUUCCUCUUUAGUGGAGUGGUUUUGACUGACGGCACGUGCACAGAUGUAUGCGCUAAAUUAGAGAAAAAGUGAGUGAGUCCAAUAUCAUUGGUCUUAAAAAGUGUGUGGGUCUUGUUCCACCCACAUAAUGGUUCUGAUGCCCAUGGUUUAUGUGUUGAAGACCAUUUUUCCCCAAGACCUCUGCAAUUCGCCCUGGUAUGCUGUCAAUCAAUUUCUAGGCCACAUCCUGACUGACAGCAGCCCAUUCUUGUAUAUUCAAUGCUUGUCAGAAUUUGUGGGAAUUUGAAUUCUUUAACAUCCUCAAGUAAAAAAUAAGAAUUUUCUUACAAAUAUUCUUAAAUUUAAAAAAAAAAAUUGCAGUUGAGUAUAAAUUUUCCUUUGGGAAUGUAUUGUGAACCCAGCCACAGAUUCUGAGUAAUCACUGCAGAUAUCCAGAUCAUUCACCAAUGUUUUCUUGGAAUUGUUAAAAUGAAGGAAACUUUUUACAAGUGAAUCUAUACUCGAUAUAACCUCUUCAGAACUGUGUUUCUGAUUUUAAUCUGUAGAUUGUCAGAUGUAGCUGUUUCUAUAGUGUAUCGUCCAGUCAGCUGUUAUAAUGUUGGGGGGAUAUUAUGGGAUAUUACUGAGAUUAUGAAAUGUAGCAUGUUAAAUGCCCCCGUGGGUAAACUGAAUGCAGGUAUAUUUCAAUUUAACACUGGUUACAUCCAAUGAAUGAAGGUUAUGAAAAGCUGAGAUUUUGUUCUGCUAAAAAUGUUGAUGUGGAUAAUAAUAAUCGAAUGAAAUGGAGAAAUAAUCAGGAAUUCUUUACUGUCCACUUGAAAUGACACUAAAGCUUUGUUUAAUGUUACACUAUUGAUAUACUGCAUGUUUGUACAAUGUUGGAAUGUUUGAGUUAAAACUCCUUAAUCAUUGCUGUUAAAACUUUUGUUUUGUAUAUUGCGUUUUUUACUUGUUUGACAUUAUUUGUUGGUGGCAAUCAUGCAUUUUGUCACUGAAUUUUACACUGUAUCUAUAAAAAUACAUUUAUAAGUUUUA